Soboliphyme baturini is the source of this 927-nucleotide messenger RNA. The record is from the annotation of a GenBank genome assembly. NCBI's taxonomy places the organism in Eukaryota, Metazoa, Nematoda, Enoplea, Dioctophymatida, Soboliphymatidae.
AUGAGUCCACAAAGAAAGAAAAAGGUCCUGGGACCUGAUUCCCAGCCUUGUAUAGAGAGCGGUGAGGGAAAUGCGGCUAGCGGACGAUUGGACCUUAUCUAUCCUGGCAAAGAAUGUCCCGUGUGUGAGAGUGGGGGGGCGUUUCUCACCUACGUUGCCCUGAUCCAUCACAUUGAGGAGGUUCACUGCCCUGGAGCUGUUAGGUGGCUGUGUGGUAAGUGUAGGAAAGUACUUAGUAGUGUCAGGAGUGCCGCCAGCCAUUAUAGUGCCUGUCUGGGAAGUAGUAGGGGAGAAGGUCAACAUCGGAGUGUAGAAGUUCAAGACCUCGACCCAGCGGGUACUAGUUCCAGGGGCAGUAGUGACUUUGACAACAACAAGAGAGUGGGUAUACCAUCUGACGAAGGGAAUGUUGAGCAGUGUGCGGUGGAUAGUGGUAUUGUUCCAUCUCGAGGGGUCACUGAUUCCAUCCAGGGAGGGGCCUAUUAUGAGUGUGCAAUAUGCUCUAAGAGGUUCCGGACCAACACUGGGUUGGGGGUGCAUAAACAAAGGGUCCACCCAGUGGAGUACAAUAGGGAUAUCCCACCUUUGAAGCGCCCAAGGUGGUCUAUAGAUGAAAUGCGGGUUAUGGCCGUAGCAGAGCUAGAGAUGGAGUCCGGGGUACGAAAUGUCAACGAACUGAUCGCUCAGAAGCUUGAGGGAAGGACAGUAGAGGCCAUUAAGAAGCGACGGCAGACGAGGGAGUACAAGUUGAUCCUGGAGGAGGUAGCGAAGGAACAUCCGGCUGAGCAUGGUGGGACUCCUACGUUAGUUGUGGAGAAGCCUACGUCGAGGGUGGAGUCUACUAUGUUGGAGGGACUGCUGGAGACGCUUGAGGAAGAAGUUAGUAGUGGGGAUGAGGCGUUUAUGAAGGCAGUCACAGGGUCACUU